AGCCGAACGAAGGAGCGCCGGAAGCGCAAAAAGGUGCUUCAUGAUGUCGUGAGGUUGUUUUUCAUGCUGGACGGAGCCGUCGUCGGUGGAAGUUUUCUAUCUAAAAUAAAUUGCUCCGAGAUGUGCCGCAGCAAUAAAGAGGAUCGUGGUUGCAACGUGACAAGAACACGAACGAAGCCGAUUGCGUCAGCACGCUGCCGAAGCUUUAAUUUCAGCAACAUGAACACCACGCAGACCUCGAUGCAUGGCACUUAUCAUUCGAGUCCAGCGUCUAAUCAAACGCCUUCACUGAAUCACAAGGACCACUCACAUGAAGACCCAAGAGGACUCUGAGUUGACGUGAUGUCCGCACUGGAAAGCACAGCAACAUCAUCGCUGCGAACAUUCCGCCGCAUCCUCCAAACGCCACCAGACAUUCGCACUCGGUGCUUCUCCGUCCUCAACCGUCCACAACCCAACUACCCAGGCCAUGUCCCUCUCAACCUCAUAGAGCGCGGUGCUCUGGCGAUAGGAUCGGCCUUCGGAUCCCUCAAGAAUCCCUACCGACAUGACCUCAUCGCCGCGCUGGGCGAGGCCACCGCAAAGCCAUACUUCGUCUCGCGCCUACGCCGCGCCAUGCUUGCGAACCCCACCGGACGACGGAUCCUAAAGGACAAACCACGGAUCACGAGUAAAAGUAUGGACCUGGAGAAGCUCAGGUUGUUACCGGAAAACACCGUCGGUCGGGCAUACGCGGCAUGGCUGGACCGCGAGGGAGUAACGCCCGAUACCCGGGAUAACGUGCGCUACAUCGACGAUCCGGAGGAAGCCUACGUGAUGCAACGAUAUCGCGAAACGCAUGACUUCACGCAUGCGAUCACAGGGCUACCGGUCAUCAUCGAGGGCGAGCUGGCCAUCAAAGCAUUCGAGUUCGCGAAUACUUUAUUGCCUAUGACCGCGCUAUCCCUGGUGGCGGUUGUCCGGCUCAAGGCGAUUGAGCGCGAACGCUUCUUCUCUACAUAUCUCCCCUGGGCGAUCCGGAAUGGCGUGCAGGCGGAGGAGGUGUUGAAUGUGUACUGGGAGGAGGAACUUGAGACGGAUGUGGAUGUUUUACGGAGUAGACUUGGGAUUGAGAAGCCCCCAGAUCUUCGAGAGAUUCGGAAGAAACUGCGAGAGCAGAAGAGGGCGGACAAGGCUUCACGCGAAACUGUUACGAAUGCGGCAGACGGUGUCGUGUGAGGUCGAGCCUUCCCUUUUCUCGGAACACAACUCACCGUAGUACAGCGUCCUACGGCAAUAAACGUAAACAUGCAAAGAGGCACACGCAAAUGCUUCUCCGCUAUGUUCGCCUGCAACACGCAGCUCCAGCAAGGUACAUCCAAAGUUCCAUUGAUCUUAAAGGGAUGAACCUGUCCAUUUCUGAUGCCGAGGGUUUCUGCGAGCACCAUAGGCGCCAGCACGUCCUCAGGCUUUGAUUGUGUAGACCUGGACGAGCUGACCAGGCGGCAAUCGGACGUAGUGGUGAUAUUUGCGCUCGAAAGAACAUGCGCUCUGAACUCAUCGAAGAUCUCAGCAGCCUUGAACAGCAAUUUGUUGUGCCUUGAUCCAAACUGUACUUUUAAGAAACUUUGUAAACUUCUUUGCUAUAGCUUUAGAAGCGAUCGUCUAUUCGAACAAGCAAAAUAAACAAAUGCUAUCCCACCCCUCACAA
Messenger RNA from Dissoconium aciculare CBS 342.82, 1690 nucleotides. RefSeq names its product Coq4-domain-containing protein. The coding region runs from base 343 to 1218 and encodes 291 amino acids. The transcript has a single exon. NCBI's taxonomy places the organism in Eukaryota, Fungi, Ascomycota, Dothideomycetes, Mycosphaerellales, Dissoconiaceae. Gene Ontology annotation, biological process: ubiquinone biosynthetic process. The record is from RefSeq and is a predicted model, not a curated record. Gene Ontology annotation, cellular component: mitochondrion; mitochondrial inner membrane.